UCAACGUUAUCACACGAAAAUAUGGAAAUGCAUGUUAAGUUGGGAGAAGCUCUCUCUCCUUUGAGGUAAACGGAAAAUCUCCAAGUCAAACUUUUCGUGAGCCAUAUGAGAUUUGAUUCUCAUAUUGGGAAAACCGACUAUUGUAAUAGAGAAGAGGGCAUUGUCAUCAUUGGCAGUGGUAGUGCAGUGCAUAAUUUAAGAACAUUAUGGCAACAUGCGGAUAGCCCGUCCCCACCAUUCGUUGCUCUUUUUGAUAAUGAAAUGACAAAGGUUGCAACAAAUUUUACAGCUGAAGAACGUAAUGAAAAAGCAUGCAGAUUAAACCAGCAUCAGGCAUUCAGACUCUGUCACCCAACAGCGGAGCAUCUCGUCCCUUUUCAUGUUGCGUUAGGUGCUGCAGGAAACGAUCAAGGCAAAAAACUGCUGGAAGACUAUUUUUCUACACUCAGUUGGAGUUCUUUUGGUUUUGGUUUGCCUGAUGAUAUAGAACUUCCCAAUUAUCCCUGAUAGCAUAGCUAGCAUAUAAUAUAAUAUCCAUUUGCAGGAAAAUGACAAAUCGAUUUCCGCUUUCUACAUUUCGUAUCUUAGUUUGUAAUUCCACGCAUGCUCUGUAGAGUGUGAU
Molecule: messenger RNA, 622 nt
Organism: Mycotypha africana
Lineage: Eukaryota; Fungi; Mucoromycota; Mucoromycetes; Mucorales; Mycotyphaceae
Product: Extradiol ring-cleavage dioxygenase, class III enzyme, subunit B
Exons: 2
Coding region: 106-507 (133 amino acids)
Molecular function (GO): oxidoreductase activity; ferrous iron binding
Source: RefSeq, a predicted model, not a curated record